AUGAACAGCAUCAAGGAUGGAUGGUUCACUGAGUUCAGCGAGAUGUGGCCAGGACAGUGUAUGUCUCUCCAAGUGGAAGAGGUUCUGCACAAGGAGAAAAGCGACUACCAGGACAUCCUAGUAUUCAAGAGUAAAAGCUAUGGCAACGUGCUGGUUCUGGACGGCAUUAUCCAGUGCACAGAGAGGGAUGAGUUCUCUUACCAGGAGAUGCUGGCACAUCUGCCUCUUUUCUCUCACAGCAACCCUAAAAAGGUGUUGAUCAUUGGUGGUGGAGAUGGCGGAGUUGCCAGAGAGGUUCUCAAACAUGACUGUGUGGAGGAGGUCCAUAUGUGUGAAAUUGACGAGCGAGUGAUAGAAGCAAGCAAGAAGUACCUGCCUCAGAUGGCCAGCAGCUUCUCAGACCCUCGGAUGAAGUUGUACAUCGGGGACGGGUUCAAGUACAUUAGCCAGCACGAGGGGGAGUUUGAUGUCAUUGUCACUGACUCGAGUGAUCCCAUUGGUCCUGCAUCCUCCUUGUUUGAAAAGCAGUAUUAUGAACUCAUGAAGAAAGCACUGAGGCCGAAUGGCAUUGUUUGCAGCCAAGGAGAAUGUAUGUGGAUCCACAUGGAUCUCAUCAAAGGGAUGCUGGAGUUUUGUGGCAGCCUCUACCCUUCUGUAUCUUACGCCUACACAGCUAUACCUACCUACCCCUGUGGCCAGAUUGGAUUUGUCAUAUGCAGUUUGGACCCAGACACUGACUUUGAGAACCCACCCAGAGAAAUUUCUCCAGCUGACACAGAGAGGCUCAACUUGAGGUACUACAACACUGACAUUCACAAAUGUGCUUUCAAAUUGCCAGAAUUUGCAAGGAGGGUUUUAAAAGGACAAAAGUCAAAGACCAGUAACUGCUGCUAA
Molecule: messenger RNA, 894 nt
Organism: Candidula unifasciata
Lineage: Eukaryota; Metazoa; Mollusca; Gastropoda; Stylommatophora; Geomitridae
Source: the annotation of a GenBank genome assembly